AUGGCUGAGUUCUGGCUGAUUUCAGUUCCUCUGGACAAAGUCAGUUCACAAUCUUUGGAAAAGCUUAAAAGGGUCACAGUCAAAGCCGGACUGGGAAGCUACUUCAGAUUCCAAAUCCCAGAGCUGAAGGUAGGCACACUGGAUGCGUUGCUCAGUGUGUCCGAUGACCUCUCCAGACUGGACUCCUACACAGAAACCAUAAUGAGGAAAACAACUCAGUGUAUAGCGGAGCUAAUGGAACAAUCCAGUGACAAGCUCAUGGAGAAUGCUCUGGCUAAUGGAGAGCCAAAGGCAUGUCGCAAAAUUCCCCAGUCACCACUGAAAGUGUAUCUCCAAGCCUUGCGGGUGGAUCUGACUGCAUAUAUGACGAGGUUCCAGUGGGACAGAGCCAAAUAUCCCACCGCCCUGCCGCUUAAAACACUCUCUGAUCUUAUCCUCAAGCAAGUGGCCCAGGUUGAGACGGAGCUGAAGUCUCGUAAUACUGCAUACAGUGAUGUGAAAAUGAGUCUGCGAACACUGGAGCAGAAAAUGGAGGGAAGUCUGCAUACCAGAGCUCUGACUGGUGUUGUGAGAAAGGACGACUUAGUUCUCAACUCUGAGUAUCUCACCACUCUACUGGUUGUCGUCCCCAGGACGUGCAUCAGGCAGUGGGAGAACACCUAUGAAUCCAUGUCAGAUUUUGUGGUUCCUCGCUCCAGCAGGAAGUUGCUGGAGGAAGAGGAUGCAGGGAUUUUCACAGUGACGCUAUUUAAGAACGCUGUCAAUAAAUUUAAAGCCAAUGCCAGGAUACACAAAUUUGUGGUGCGAGACUUUAACUUAGAGGAAUCAGAGUGGCAACGACAGGAGAUGAGCCGUCUCAUCAGUGAUGAGAAAGACCAGUAUGGAAUAUUUGUGCGCUGGCUGAAGGUGAAUAUAAAGGAAGUGUUUGUGGCCUGGAUCCACAUCAAGGCUCUCCGAGUGUUUGUCGAGUCAGUGCUCAGGUAUGGCCUGCCAGUCAGUUUCCAGGCUCUUCUGCUCCAGCCAGAGAGGAAGCAGAUCAAACGUCUACGUGAGGAACUUAGCUCUGUGUUCACACACCUGGACCCCAUGGCUGCAGCGGGAAAACAGGAUGUGGGAUUUGACAUUGCAGAGGUUAACAUAGGACAGCAAGAUUACAACUCCUACAUUCAUUAUCCAAUCAGCAUUAAUUUAGUGGACUCCCACUAG
This is a messenger RNA of Clarias gariepinus (North African catfish), 1206 nucleotides long. It is a transcript of the gene atp6v1c2, whose product is annotated as ATPase H+ transporting V1 subunit C2. The record is from RefSeq and is a predicted model, not a curated record. Gene Ontology annotation, biological process: proton transmembrane transport. Gene Ontology annotation, molecular function: proton-transporting ATPase activity, rotational mechanism. Lineage: Eukaryota; Metazoa; Chordata; Actinopteri; Siluriformes; Clariidae. Gene Ontology annotation, cellular component: lysosomal membrane; vacuolar proton-transporting V-type ATPase, V1 domain. The coding region runs from base 1 to 1206 and encodes 401 amino acids. The transcript is spliced from 13 exons.